ACAUACAUUCUCCUGGAAUUAACCGGAGCAGGAGCGGUCGAUCGAGAUGGGGGAUCAGGGCAAAGCAUCGUCGUCGUCGUCGUGGUGCCGCGGCCGGCGGGGCCCGGUAGGGUUCGGGCUGGCGCUGGCCCGGCUGGUGCGGAGGAUGCGGAGGCGGAGCAAGAUGCUGCUGUGCACGGCGGCGCCGGCCGCGUCGUCCCGGUACUGCCCGCAGUACGACCCGCUGAGCUACGCGCGCAACUUCGACCGCGACGGCUUCGGCACCGCGCUGCAAGACGACGUCUCCGGCGCCGGCCAACUCUGCCACCACUACACCUUCGCCUCGCGCUUCGUGAGAAUUGCUCCCUAUUUUGUUUCGUUCUUUAUCCCCCGACCGCGCCGCCGCUAGCUAGGGAAAAAAAUUAUAUGAAACCAGGUCUCACGAUAAGAGGAUCAUCUUCCGGAUUAUGAUAUGGUGGUUGUACUGUAAUGUACUGUAGUAAGGAUUUCCAGGCCUUCUUGGCUCCAUUGAAUUUGGCCUGUUAACAUGAUGCAUGUCACGUCAGGGGAUCCUAACCAGGAGGUAUUCACAUAGUUUA
This is a messenger RNA of Triticum dicoccoides, 578 nucleotides long. RefSeq lists its product as uncharacterized. Bases 47 to 388 code for a protein of 113 amino acids. Lineage: Eukaryota; Viridiplantae; Streptophyta; Magnoliopsida; Poales; Poaceae. The transcript has a single exon. The record is from RefSeq and is a predicted model, not a curated record.